CGCGGCGGCCCUGAGAUGGCGGCGGUGGCGGCGGGCGCGGCGGCCCCUCAGCAGCAGCCGCCGCCUCAGCAGCAGCCGCAGCCAGCGGCAGGAGGCGCGGCGGGCUCCGGGGAGGCGGGCGGCGGCGGAGGUGGCGGUGGGGGGGCCGCCGGAGGAGGAGGAGGCGGAGGUAGUGGCGGCGGCGGCGCCGGCGGUGCUGGGCCCGCACCGGGUUCGGGGUCGGGCGGCGGCGGCGCGGCCGGCGGCGAGUCGUGGUACCUGGCGCUGCUGGGCCUGGCCGAACACUUCCGCACGUCCAGCCCCCCCAAGGUGCGGCUGUGCGUGCACUGCCUGCAGGCCGUGCUGCCCCGCAAGCCCCCCGCCCGCAUGGAGGCCCGCACCCACCUCCAGCUCGGCUCUGUCCUCUACCACCACACCCGCAACGGCGACCAGGCCCGCGGGCACCUGGAGAAGGCGUGGUUGAUAUCGCAGCAGAUCCCGCAGUUUGAAGAUGUUAAGUUUGAGGCAGCCAGCCUUCUGUCCGAGCUCUACUGUCAGGAGAAUUCAGUGGAUACAGCAAAACCUCUGUUGAGGAAAGCCAUCCAGAUCUCCCAGCAGACCCCAUACUGGCACUGCAGAUUGCUUUUUCAGCUUGCACAACUACACACACUUGAAAAAGACUUAGUAUCUGCGUGUGACCUCCUCGGCGUGGGAGCAGAGUACGCCCGGGUGGUGGGCUCCGAGUACACCAGAGCACUGUUCCUGCUAAGCAAGGGCAUGCUCCUUCUAAUGGAACGGAAGCUGCAGGAGGUGCACCCUCUCCUUACCCUUUGUGGACAGAUAGUUGAAAACUGGCAAGGAAACCCCAUACAGAAAGAGUCAUUACGGGUCUUCUUCCUAGUGCUACAGGUCACACAUUACCUGGACGCUGGGCAGGUGAAGAGUGUGAAGCCGUGCCUGAAGCAGCUGCAGCAGUGCAUCCAGACCAUCUCCACACUGCACGACGAUGAGAUCCUACCCAGCAACCCUGCUGACCUCUUUCACUGGCUGCCCAAAGAGCACAUGUGUGUGCUGGUCUACUUGGUGACAGUGAUGCAUUCCAUGCAAGCAGGGUACCUGGAGAAGGCUCAGAAGUACACGGACAAAGCACUCAUGCAGCUAGAGAAGCUAAAAAUGUUGGACUGCAGUCCUAUCUUGUCAUCAUUCCAAGUGAUCUUGUUGGAACACAUCAUCAUGUGUCGGCUUGUCACGGGACACAAAGCCACAGCACUGCAGGAGAUUUCCCAAGUGUGCCAGCUCUGCCAGCAGUCGCCCAGGCUGUUCUCCAACCACGCUGCCCAGCUGCACACCCUCUUGGGGCUCUACUGCAUCUCUGUGAACUGCAUGGACAACGCAGAAGCACAGUUUACUACAGCACUGAGGCUCACUACACAUCAAGAACUGUGGGCAUUUAUUGUGACCAACUUAGCCAGUGUGUACAUCAGGGAAGGCAACCGGCACCAAGAGCUUUACAGCUUAUUGGAAAGGAUAAAUCCAGACCAUAAUUUUCCUGUGAGCUCUCACUGUCUUCGAGCAGCAGCUUUCUACAUCCGAGGUCUCUUCUCCUUCUUCCAAGGAAGAUACAAUGAGGCAAAGCGAUUCUUGCGAGAGACAUUGAAAAUGUCAAAUGCAGAAGACCUGAACCGACUGACAGCGUGUUCCCUCGUGCUCCUGGGCCACAUAUUCUAUGUGUUGGGGAAUCACAGGGAAAGCAACAACAUGGUGGUGCCAGCCAUGCAGCUUGCCAGCAAGAUCCCAGACAUGUCUGUGCAGCUCUGGUCCUCAGCUCUGCUGAGAGACCUGAACAAGGCCUGUGGGAAUGCCAUGGAUGCCCAUGAGGCAGCACAGAUGCACCAGAACUUCUCCCAGCAGCUCCUGCAGGACCACAUUGAGGCAUGCAGCCUUCCUGAGCACAACCUCAUCACGUGGACAGAUGGACCACCUCCUGUACAGUUCCAGGCCCAGAACGGACCCACCACCAGCCUGGCCAGUCUCCUGUGAAACACAGUAACUGACACCAGGACAAUGUGUUUAAAAAGCAAAGGAAAAGCCACCAAGAAAUGCCAAAAAAAAAAAAAAAAGAGCAAAAAUUGAUGCAAAAUCUUUUCUUCAAAGAAAAGGCAGCAAAUUCCUCUUCUAGUGAGGGCCUUGUAGGAACCAGAUUGCAUAAAGACAACAAAGUACAUUUCAUAGACUUGCAAAGUGAGAAGGGCAUUUUAAGCUGCUUUUACAUAAUGUGUGUGAAUAUACAGCUAGUGUGUAUAUACCUACUGGUUUUAAUCUGCUUUCCUCUUACUGAGAAAUAAGAUUUAGUCCCAAGGA
This is a messenger RNA of Neopsephotus bourkii (Bourke's parrot), 2340 nucleotides long. RefSeq names its product MAU2 sister chromatid cohesion factor (gene MAU2). Lineage: Eukaryota; Metazoa; Chordata; Aves; Psittaciformes; Psittacidae. Gene Ontology annotation, biological process: maintenance of mitotic sister chromatid cohesion; mitotic sister chromatid cohesion. The transcript is spliced from 19 exons. The record is from RefSeq and is a predicted model, not a curated record. Gene Ontology annotation, cellular component: SMC loading complex; chromatin. Bases 16 to 2019 code for a protein of 667 amino acids. Gene Ontology annotation, molecular function: protein binding; double-stranded DNA binding.